AUGCCUGGUCAAGAUUCUGAAGACAGGGGUCGGCAGCCUAUAGUUUCCACGGGUCGAGGUGGAGUGGGAAAUUUGGUCAGAUCCGCAAGUAGAGGUAUAGACCCAGAGGUUAAACCGGGUUAUGAGAGAGGUAGGGAGAUUACUCCUUCUGAACAUCCUGUGGAUCAUGUAACCCACGCUGGUCGAGGAGGAGCAGGUAACAUUCGUUCACCUUCUCGUGAACCAGGUGUCCGCAAUGCCGAGGCAGACGAAACUGCAUACGAAAAUAAACUCGUGGCUGAAGUACGGGGUCGUCAGAUCGAUGAACCAUUUUCCACAGGUCGAGGUGGAGUUGGUAAUAUAUCAAGAUCAAAAUCUAGAUCUCGUUCUGCUGUCAGGGAACAUCACGAAGUUUCUCAUGGACGUGGAGGUUUUGGGAAUAUUUCAGAAGAAGAUCAAGCACUUGAGGGAGGUAAAGAGAAGGAAAAAGACGGUUUGGAGGGAGAAGUUGUUGUGAAACAUCAUCAUGCUGAGGAGAAUAAGCCACACACAUUUGGGAAAGGCGGAGCGGGUAAUUUGAUCCCUCAUGAACCUCACGAAACUGUUGACCCGUCUACUCUGAAUGCGGAAGAACGUGAAGCCCACGCCAAGAUACAUGCACAAGAACAUGGUCAUUUCACCCCUACUGGAAGAGGCGGUGCAGGCAACUUCCAUCCCGUUGACGGACAUGAAGAACGUGGUCGGGAUGCCCAUAAAGGUGGUUUGUUGGGUAAGAUCGGACGUAGUCUCAGUAGAGCUACAGGUAGGGAGAAAAGUUCCGAACGAGCUAGAGAUUAA
Molecule: messenger RNA, 816 nt
Organism: Tremella mesenterica DSM 1558
Lineage: Eukaryota; Fungi; Basidiomycota; Tremellomycetes; Tremellales; Tremellaceae
Exons: 5
Coding region: 1-816 (271 amino acids)
Source: RefSeq, a predicted model, not a curated record